Poecilia latipinna (sailfin molly) is the source of this 1642-nucleotide messenger RNA. RefSeq names its product ELAV like neuron-specific RNA binding protein 3 (gene elavl3). NCBI's taxonomy places the organism in Eukaryota, Metazoa, Chordata, Actinopteri, Cyprinodontiformes, Poeciliidae. The transcript has 7 exons. The record is from RefSeq and is a predicted model, not a curated record. The coding region runs from base 13 to 1143 and encodes 376 amino acids. Gene Ontology annotation, cellular component: ribonucleoprotein complex. Gene Ontology annotation, molecular function: RNA binding.
AUAAUCAGCACCAUGGAAACGCAGGUGUCCAACGGUCCAAGCGGAACCAGUCUGCCCAACGGCCCAGUCAUUAGCACAAAUGGCUCCACAGAUGACAGCAAAACCAACUUGAUCGUCAACUAUCUGCCUCAGAACAUGACCCAGGAAGAAUUCAAAAGUUUGUUUGGUAGCAUUGGAGAGAUCGAAUCCUGCAAGCUAGUCAGAGAUAAGAUAACAGGUCAGAGUUUGGGAUAUGGUUUUGUAAACUAUGUGGAUCCAAAUGACGCAGACAAGGCUAUCAACACACUAAAUGGUCUCAAAUUGCAGACUAAAACAAUCAAGGUAUCAUAUGCCAGGCCAAGUUCAGCCUCCAUCCGUGAUGCCAACCUUUAUGUGAGCGGACUCCCCAAAACCAUGAGCCAGAAAGACAUGGAGCAACUGUUCUCCCAGUAUGGUCGCAUCAUCACGUCCCGCAUCUUAGUGGACCAAGUUACAGGCAUAUCACGGGGAGUGGGCUUCAUCCGGUUUGACAAGCGAAAUGAAGCAGAGGAGGCCAUCAAAGGACUGAACGGGCAGAAGCCUUUGGGUGCCGCUGAGCCAAUCACAGUCAAGUUUGCCAACAACCCAAGCCAGAAAACAGGCCAGGCCUUACUGACUCAGCUGUACCAAACUGCUGCCCGCCGCUACACGGGACCCCUGCACCACCAGACUCAACGUUUCAGUGUGAUCCCUUCACUUGGAAAGGGACCAGAUCCAAAUAGCAGCUCAAACACAAUACUCGACAAUUUACUAAACGCCAGCUACGGAGUCAAGAGUUCUCCUCCUCUCUUUCCCAGAUUCUCCCCCAUCACCAUUGACAGCAUGACCAGUCUGGCCGGGGUCAACCUAACCGGUCCCACCGGAGCCGGCUGGUGCAUCUUCGUCUACAACCUGUCGCCCGAGGCGGACGAGAGCGUCCUGUGGCAGCUCUUUGGGCCUUUCGGCGCCGUCACCAAUGUCAAAGUCAUCCGUGACUUCACCACCAACAAAUGCAAGGGCUUCGGCUUUGUCACGAUGACCAACUACGACGAAGCUGCCAUGGCUAUCGCCAGUCUAAACGGCUACCGCCUGGGCGAUCGCGUGCUGCAGGUUUCCUUCAAAACCAGCAAGCAGCACAAGGCCUGAAGCAGACGCCGCCGGUGGCAGCUGGUUGAACCUGCAGGGGGUCCUACCUGAAGCCUCCCUGCGCCAUCACUCUACAUGGGCCUGGACUGAGUCUCUCUGUCUUUCUCUCUCUGACAUGCUCGCACACAAACACAUACACACACGCACGCACACACACACACAGACAGACGUGCAGAUGCACAGAACACAUGCACACACAAAGCAUACAGACAUUCUCAAGCGUAGAUAAGUCAGAGUUUCAAACAAACACACUAGUGGAGUUCUUUCUUUUGUCUUUACACAACUUGCUAGUCUUUCCCUGUAUUUGCCUGGAUUGAAUUAGAAAAGGGGUGCGUAGCUGAUGGGGGGCUUUCUGAAAGGGAGGGGGGCAAGGGGGAAGAGCUUUCUAUUUAGGAGACAGUCUAACGAAUGUGACAGAGAAUGUGUACUGAGUGCUUUGAUUGAAUUCAGGCAAAUAAUGACAACUGAUGAACAAAAUUAUCAACAAAAACAAAAAAAA